Molecule: messenger RNA, 1921 nt
Organism: Ziziphus jujuba (common jujube)
Lineage: Eukaryota; Viridiplantae; Streptophyta; Magnoliopsida; Rosales; Rhamnaceae
Product: serine/threonine-protein kinase STY13
Exons: 4
Coding region: 377-1624 (415 amino acids)
Biological process (GO): protein phosphorylation; signal transduction
Cellular component (GO): cytoplasm
Molecular function (GO): ATP binding; protein kinase activity
Source: RefSeq, a predicted model, not a curated record
AAUAAGCAAAUAAAUAAAAAGCUACGAGCAAAUGGAAAUUUAUGGUCUUCUUCGUCCUCUAAACGAAAGCACUGGGCAAUCGAUAUUGGGCCCUUGAUUUAGCUUUGAUCUUGUUUCCUGCUUCUUUAAGAAACUUUGCUUCUGACUUGGUGGCAACUCUACUUCUUGAAUCAGUCGUAUGCUCUACCACUAUUCUCAAUCAAGUUCAAGGAUUUAUGGCGAUUUGGCCUGGGCUUUGCCUAAAAUGUACUUUGGGGCCCCAUAAAAGGUUUUGUGAGACACCUUGAGUUGGGCUCGCAUCUGGAACCUCUGAUGCUAAACGAAUAAGGAGAAGAAAGAAAACUUUUGGUUUUUUUUUUUUUUUUUUUAAGGGAAAAUGUUGGACGGUGGUCCAAAAUUCACUGGAAUUAUAGGCCUAAACAACCAUGAUUAUGAUUUGUCACAGGGAUUUUACCAUAAGCUCGGUGAGGGUUCCAACAUGUCCAUAGACAGUUUUGCUAGUUUGCAGACAAGCAAUGGUGGAGGAUCUGUCGCAAUGUCUAUAGAUAACAGCAGUGUUGGUUCAAAUACGAAUGAUUCGCAUACUCGCAUCUUGAACCACCAAGGGUUGCGACGUCGUGCAAAUGACAACUACUCUGUUGCACAGAGUGUUAACCGACGAGGAAGAGUUACACAUGCCCUAAGUGAUGAUGCAUUGGCCCAAGCCCUAAUGGAUAGCAAUUCCCCUACCUUGGGUCUCGAGAAUUUUGACGAGUGGACAAUUGAUUUAAAGAAGCUUAAUAUGGGGCCAGCUUUUGCCCAAGGGGCUUUUGGUAAGCUAUAUAGAGGUACUUAUAAAGGUGAGGAGGUUGCUAUCAAGAUCUUGGAGAGGCCAGAAAAUGACCCAGAAAAGGCACAGUUGAUGGAGCAGCAAUUUCAGCAGGAGGUUAUGAUGCUGGCCACAUUAAAGCAUCCCAACAUAGUUAGGUUUAUUGGUGCAUGUCGGAAACCAAUGGUAUGGUGCAUCGUCACAGAAUAUGCAAAAGGGGGUUCAGUCCGGCAGUUUUUGAUGAAGAGACAAAACCGUGCUGUUCCAUUGAAAUUGGCAGUAAAACAGGCCUUAGAUGUUGCCAGAGGAAUGGCAUAUGUCCAUGGGCUUGGGUUGAUUCAUAGGGAUUUGAAAUCUGACAACCUUUUAAUCUUUGGGGACAAGUCCAUUAAGAUUGCGGAUUUUGGUGUUGCACGCAUUGAGGUGCAAACUGAAGGAAUGACACCGGAGACAGGGACUUACCGCUGGAUGGCUCCGGAGAUGAUCCAACACAGGCCUUACACACAGAAAGUAGAUGUGUACAGCUUUGGGAUUGUCCUUUGGGAAUUGAUAACAGGAAUGCUUCCUUUCCAGAACAUGACAGCAGUGCAGGCAGCAUUUGCAGUCGUCAAUAAAGGUGUCCGUCCCAUUGUUCCGAAUGACUGCUUGCCUGUUCUAAGUGAGAUCAUGACACGGUGCUGGGAUGCCAACCCUGAUGCGAGGCCACCCUUCACGGAGGUUGUCAGGAUGCUGGAGAAUGCAGAAACUGAGAUAUUGACAACUGUGCGCAAGGCCCGCUUUCGAUGUUGUAUGACACAACCCAUGACUACUGAUUGAUAGGAGGAGGAGGAGGAUGAUGAGGAUGAUGUUGAAAAGUUCCAACAUGAAAGCAAACCCAAGUCUAGAGGAGAGACAGGAGCAAAGUAGUAGAUGGAAAAAGAUGGGGGUGGAGAAGGCCAUUUUAGAUCAUACGCCAUAGCCCGUGUACUUAAUCAGCUUUUAAUUUCUUUAUUCAGAUAGAAAAGUUGUGAUAAAAAAAAAAAAAAAAAAAACCUGUUGGUUUUGAGAUUUCUAUUGAAUGGAUUGCUGUCCGUGAAUUAGUAAUAGAAUAUCAGAUUUGAUGUGUAUGUAAUA